This is a messenger RNA of Linum trigynum, 3411 nucleotides long. The record is from the annotation of a GenBank genome assembly. Lineage: Eukaryota; Viridiplantae; Streptophyta; Magnoliopsida; Malpighiales; Linaceae.
UCAUUGCGGUUUACGGCCGCGGUGAAUGCCUAACGUAACACUGAAACUUCAAACAAACGUAACUUUGUGCUCGGUUAUCCGAUUGGCGAAAAAAUAUUUCGAUUCCACAUAACUUUUCAAGAUCUUUCAAUCUGAAACAAGCCUUCAUCCCAAAAAAAAUUCGUUUGCUACCCCGAACGAGCAAUUUUUCGAUUUGACAAACUUUGGAAGACCAUAACUUUGUGCUCCACAAUCCGAAUGUCGUUAAACUUUUUUGAUUUCGCAUAACUUUUUUUUUAACAAAAGAUAAUCAUAUAUAUUGAAAAAAGAGAGUUACAUCCUAGCACGAAGCCAGCCAUUGAAAUCAAAACAGCGACUUGCAGCCCGGUACAAUAAAAGUAGGGAUGGCAAUGGGGCGGGUUUGGGGCGGAUUUGUCUAAACCAUCCCCAUCUCCAUCUUCAAAUAUCCAAACCCAUACCUGCGCCAUACCCAUGCGGGGGAAUGUUUGGCAAACGCAUCCCCAUACCCGGGGGUUUCGGGUACCCAUGGGUAAUAUCCGUACCCGUACAUCCAACAUUAUUAUCCUAAAAUUUACAAGAAAAGUUUUAACUACAACUCUAAACGUACCUAUUAUAUCACGAAUUCAACAAAACACGAUCAUUUUCUUAAUACGGUUCAAAGAAUAUGAUUCUAAAACAUUCGUUAAUACAUAAUAUAGAGUAUAAUAUUUUUUAAAUUAUUAUUCUAACUCUGAUACAUCUACUAAGAAAUAAUUAACUAACAUAAUCUUGUUGACAAGGGGGAAGUGAAAGAGUGAAAGGAUAAUUGAGGGAAAUGAAUUAGGUUUUGAUUAAGGUGGUCACUCAAUUGCAUUUCUACUAUUUAUUUCCUCGAGUUAUCCUCAUCAUCAUUGAUAGAUUACAAUUUGAUCUACAUAUUUUUGUAUAUGUGAAGAAAUUCUCUUGGUGGGGCGGAUAUGGGUAUGGGUAUGGGGUGGGGGAGGCUAAAACCAUACCCGCCCCAUACCCGAUCAAAGCGGGGAUUACCCGCGUUCACUGGGCCGGGGGCGGUCGGAUACCCGCGACCAUGGGUUUGAUUGACAUCCCUAAAUAAAAGGGCUUUCCUUGCCACCCUAUGGGCCACCCGAUUGUUCCUACGACCUACAAAUCGCACACUUAAGCCACGAUGAACCGAAAGGUAUCCUAUAACCUCCUCCAGAAUCGCCCCCAUUCGGCUAUCCCUGUUAUCCGCUUGCAGGACGUUGUCGAUCACCACCUUAGCAUCCCCCUCAAAGCGAACUGCCGAAAGCCCCAUCCCCAAGCACCAAAGGAUCGCCUCCCGAAGCACUAUCAACUCCACCACCAUAGGAUCGUCCACAACAGGUAUUGCGUCCCAUGCGCAAUAAUGGUCUGGCCCUCCUGGUCUAGGAGGACCAUCCCGCCUGCCGAGUGCGACCCGCACUUAGUGGCCCAUCCCAUCGACAAACCAUCCUAUCAUCCCCAGCUCCAGGCCCUGGCUGCGGUGGCACUGCUUCCCGCCGAACCCCCUGGUCCAUAGGAAGGUGGGCCCACUCUUGAUGCUGCUGAUGGUACUGGCGCAUGAGUGCCGGGAUCCCGAACUGCUUGCCCUCAAACACUACCUAAUUCCUUGAUCGCCAGAUUCGCCACAAGAGGGCCACCACCGCCCACCACUGGGCCGGGGAUACUAUAGCCAUCAACUUUUUUAGGAAAAAAGGAAAAGAAUGGCGCGACAACCCCUGACCCAAAUCAUCAAGACCCGAGUGAUCCCAAAGGGCCCUAGCCACCGGGGCAGAACCAAAACAAAUGUUCCAUUGGACUACAACUUUGAUUAUAACCAUAAUUUUGGAAAGUAUGUGGAUUGGUGAAAAGUAAAGGCAAAGUUAUUGCCAAAAUCCAGUAUACCCAAAAAUAUUUCUUUUUUAAAAAAUUCUUUCCUAGUAAAAGUUGUAGUUCUUAAAAAGUUAGGUGCAAUAAAAAAAAACUUUACGACGUUCGAAUCGAGGAGCUAAAAGUUAUAGCCUUCCAAAGUUUGGCAAAAUAAAAAAAUUGCUCGUUUGGGGUAGCAAACGACAAUUUUUUUAGAUUAAGUCUUAUUGCAGAUUGAAAGAUCUCGAAAAGUUAUAUGGAAUCAAAAAAUAGUUCGCUACAAUCGGAUAACCGAGCGCAAAGUUACAUUUGUUUGAAGUUUCAGUGUUACGUCAGGCAUUCACAGCGGUCGUCAACCGCGGUGAUGCAUUCACCGCUUUGGUCUGCCGCGGUGAAGCCCAAACAUGUGUAUUUUGAGAUUUUUUUUAUAACGUGUGUAUUUUGAGAACUAUUUUUAAAAAUAUAAGUAUUUUAGGAUUUCAUCCAAUUAUAUAAGCAAUGCAGUCGAAAGAGCGAUUCUACCUAGAAGCGGAAAAGGCGUAAAGCGUAUAAUCAAAGCGUAAAAGCGUAAGUUUUUUACGCAUACUGUAAAAUAACUAAAAAUCUAUUAAGUAGGAUAUAUACUAUGUAAAAUAUGAAUGCACAUAAUUUAGAUAAGUUAAUAAAGACACGCAAUUCAUGCCUAAAGUAGAGCAACUUAUAGAAUCUUAAUAAUAAGUUCGUAAACAUAAAUUCGAGAAGAGCCUAGCUGGUGAAUUAUUACUAUAUUGAAGUUGAGAAUGCAUCCAAGUACUUGCUGGUAUGUAUUUUUUAAUCUCAAAUGCAUCAUGUUGUUGGUGAUUUACUUUUAAAAUAUACUUUUUAUAAUUAAUUUCAUGAAAAGAAUAUUCAUUUAGUGAACUAGAAGCGUAAAAGCGUAAACGUUUAAGUUUUAAAGCGCAAUUUAGUCUGAUUUUAUACAUUUAAGUUUUUAUAUGGAAACGGAAGCGUUUUGGUGACUUAAAAAUUAAAAGCGUAAAAUCGUAAGUUUUUAAGUUUUAAAACACGAUUUUAACUGCAUUGUAUAUAAGCAGUAGAAACUCGUACAAUGAUUAAGCCAUUUUAAGCCCCACCCACCUUACUUCUAAGGUGGUUUGAAAUUAGUCGGUUUCUCUUCAAAGAAUCGUAAUAGACUAUUUUAUAUUGAAACGGUGUAUUAAUAUGCAUUUAACCGUUUCAUAACGUUAAAAAUUACUUAUCAAUUUAAACUAGUUUAGUCUGUAAUAGAAUAUUUACUUGAUAGACUCAUCAGUGAAUUAUUUUAUAUUCAAAUUAUCAUUUAAUGGUUGUCCAAUUGUAUCAUGCCAAACACGUAAAAUAUUUGUAUUAAUAUAUCUAACUAUUUCAUAAUGCUAAAAAUUAUUUAUCAAUUUAAACUAGUUUAGUCCAUAAUAGGAAAUUUUCUUGAUCAAUCCGUCGAUAGAUUAUUUUAUAUGUAAAUGAUUUAAAUUGUCAUUUCAUCGGUGUUCAACUGUAUCAUGGCAACAAAAAAUACGUUAAGAUAUU